GCGUAGGCGGGCAGGCGGGCGGGCGGGAGUCACACAGUCCCUCUGCCCGACCCGCGCGCGGGGGCUGGCGGGAUUCGUAGUGCUCGGGCGUGGACGCGUGCCUCUCUCUCCUUCGCUCCCUCCUGUCGGGGCUUGGCUUGGCUUGGCUUGGCUGAGCUCCGUGGCGAGGAUGGCCGUCAGCCGGUGCGUGCGGGCGGCGCGGAACUGCUUCCACCCGUUGCGUCCCUUCGGCCACCCCCAGCUUCACUACAACAGCACCGCAGCACAGCAGAGGAGCACAGGGGAUGACUGUGGCCCAGAAGACCCUCAUGAUGGACCAAGACAUCUCAACGAAAACGGCUUAGAUCACAAAGCCGUCAGAUUAGAAGAACAAGUCCGUGUCUUAACAGAACAGUAUCAGAAAGCCUUGACAGAUUCUGAAAACGUCCGGCGGAGGACACAGAAGUUUGUGGAAGAUGCUAAGAUUUUUGGCAUCCAGAGUUUUUGUAGAGACCUGGUAGAGGUAGCAGAUAUUCUGGACAAGACCACUGCAUGUGCUGUCGAGGAAAAUGAUGACCCAGCUUUGACUCUCAAGAAGAUCUCUGAAAACUUGUCUCUCAUAGAAUCUAAACUCCAAAGUAUAUUUGCUAAGCACGGCCUGCAAAAAAUGAAUCCUGUUGGUGGCAGAUACGAUCCCUAUGACCAUGAAAUAGUAUGUCACGUGCCAGCAGAGGAAUUGCAGCCCGGCACUGUGGCACUAGUGACUCUGGAUGGCUAUAAGCUUCACGGCCGCACUAUUAGACAUGCACAUGUAGGAGUGGCUGUAGAAUCACAUGAAUGAAUGAGGUGGACAUGCUGAUUAGUACCUGAAAUCUUAACGAACUGUUCUUGUUUUCUGUUCACAUGAUGAUUGCUGCUAUGGCUUGCCGUCCCCAUAUUUAUUAUGCCAAACCUAUGUUGUAUGCUGGCCUCUCAGGAUGGAUACAGUAACUUGAAGUUUGCUUUCAAGAUGUACCAUUAUUUAAUACCAGUUUUCCUGGUUUAUAAAUAUUUUUAUAGUUGGGUGAUUUGACCUUUUCUGUUGCCAUUCUCAGGUCUGCCUUAAAAUUCUUCAGUGUAUACAACUGGAAAACAAAUUCUGUAGCAACAGCAUGCAACUGGGCCUCCCUUCCCCCCUUGCAUGUAUCUUGCAUGCCUCCUAAAUUUGUUCCAGCAAUUCCCCCAGCCUUCGGGAGCAAAUUUGAGGGCUGCAGGGAGAUAUGGAACACAUUCUAUCAGUAUAAUAAACUCAACUCUUGCAGAAACCACCACAUUGAUUCUUCUUCAGCAGGGCUUGCCCUUCAUUGUAUUUGGUAGCUUCAGUAACUUUCUACCAGUCUUUAGAACAGCUGGUAAGGUAACCAGCAGCUAAAUUCCUGGAUUCCCAUCUACCCCAGUUUUAGGUUCCAUGCCAGAUUCGGACAUUAUACCAGACUACUUUGUAUCAUGCAGUAUUUAGGUUGUGGAGGUCAGUUUUAGGGACAUGUUACACGUUUUUGUUAGAAGGCCAGCAGUUUCAUAUUUGCAUUUCAAAAGAACUUUUAGGUGGAUACUGUAGAGUUGUUAAGAAGGUCUGUCGAUAUUUCCUCAGGCCUUCAGAAUGUUCUCCUGAAAUUGUUAGUUCAGAUGUUGUUAUCAGCCCUGUGUCGUCUAAAGUGAAGAUACAACACAAAUAAUUCAUUCAUCUUCUCUGUGGUCUCCUCAUCCUGCUUGAGCACACUACUUUGUCAUUCAAUAGGCCAAGUGACACCCAAGCUGGUUUUCUGCUUCCGGUAUGUGUGUGUAUAUACAUGUGGAAAGAAAGUUGAACAUUCUUUUAGCAAUAUCCUCCUCAUGUUCUCUUGCUGUCUGUACAAGCAUGCAUUUAUCUAUUUGCACAACAUUUGUGUGUCUUUUCAUUCUCCUAAUUUGAGCAAAUUUCUGUUUCCUGGGGCCAACUGCCUUGCCUGUUAGUAUCUUUGGAUGACCUACAAGAAUUCUGGAGUGGUCUUCCCCUGCCCAGCUUCUUCUCAACUUCCAUUUUAUCAAUCUUCUCACAAUUUUUUCCCAGAUGUUUUCUCAUUUUAAGGUAAUGAUUCUCUAUUGGACUUCUUCCCACUUGCCUAUAAACUGCAUUUGGCAUUCCUGCAGUUACUGUUUUCAGUCAACUCAGCAACACCUGUUCAUUUCCCAGGCACGACUUGAGUUGAAGUCCUUGGCUGAUUCCAUGACUCAAAUGUUCUAGGCCAUACUUGUUUAGAAUAUCUAUGUACAUAUACUCAUUUUAUGAUGACAAAGGCAUGCAUUUCUUCCAUUAUAUUUAAAGGCAAUUGAAACCAUGCAUCUUGUUUUGAUCUGGAUGCACCUCCCAUUUUGUUGUCCAUCCCAAAGUCACCUUCAGCAUUUUGGACUAGGACGGAAGCAAGUAAUAUGGCCCUUCCUCACUAAACAAUUUUUGGAAUACCGUGUUUUCUGUGAUGAUUUCCUUAGAAUGUUGGACUAGCUUCUUUAACCUCUUUUUCAUGUAAAGUGGGAAUAUACUUGCCUGUCACAGGGAUAUCAUAAUUACUGAAAAUUAGAAAAGCACAGGGGAAUAGAAAUGUCCUUGAAUGUGGGGUGGUAUUCUACAGUUUAGGGUAAAAGAACUUCUAAAACUCUUCAUUUGUCAACUCCUUUCAGAACUGGCAGUCCUCUUCACCCCGGUUGGCUAUCCCAAACUGCAACAUGGGCUGUAGAUGAGUUCUAUGAUCUUUUUAAAAAAAUCCUUUCAAGCAUAUGAUUAAAAUUGAGAGGAAGCUAAACUAGCAUGUCUUGCAUUAAAAAGCAUAUGCUGUUGAAGAAUCCUCUCAAGGAACAAGACUAGAAGAGGCAUCAGCUAGAGCUCUUAUUGCUGCCAGUUAAAAUGGCACUGAACAAGAUGACCAGUGGUCAACAAAUAUAAGGAAGCUUCCUUAAUUCUCUAUGCAGGUUUUGACACAUUAUCAAAAAAUCAGCUUUCACUGUAAUGUGCAAGCACCAUGUGAUAUGUUGCAGUUGGUGCUGGACCAAAAAUUGUCUUGGCCAUUGAAUAGGAAGAAGUAUUCUUUUGUGCUUUGUUGAGUUCUCAGGUAAUUGAUCCAUGAAUAGCAGUGUGGGAAAACCUUGAUUUGAAAGCUAUUGGAAUAAUUCAGCAUGAAAUCUGUACUUUGUGGGUUUUUUAAAUUUGGAUUUUUUUUAAAAAAACAGAUUGAAUAAUAUGAAUAAACAUGGGAAAGUCCUUGAGCUAAAUAUGUAAAGAGUGAUUUGGAAAACCCAGGUUGUUUAGAAUAUAACAAUGCCUUCACUCUGCACCAUAUUCUUGCAGGAUUUCUGUCUUCCAAAACAGGUGGUGUUUGUUCUGAAUAUUUUUUGAAUAAAAAAUAAUCAGCUAGAAAUUCAGAAAUGGUUUAUUUCUAAACUGAGCAGGGGAUUGAAUCUGGUGACCUUAUAGGCCCCUUCCAAUGCCACUAUUAUAUAAUUUCUUGCUGUUUUGAAAUCAGUAGAGAUCGGGGGUGGGGUAAUGACUGGUGUGUUUUAAGUGAAUAUGUGGUUGUAUACCUCUGCAAAGCUACACUAAUAGCCUUUGUAUUCUGUUGACUCAGCAGCAACUACCACCAUCCAUUGUUUAAUUUCUUCAGCACAAAACUGCAGCUUCAGUUCCACUCCCUGACUGAAUAUUUGACUUUGCAUUUAUUUAUUUUUGCAACCCUGUGAAAGUUUCCAUCACAAUAAAUACUACAAGAAUG
Messenger RNA from Pogona vitticeps (central bearded dragon), 3761 nucleotides. It is a transcript of the gene GRPEL2, whose product is annotated as GrpE like 2, mitochondrial. Gene Ontology annotation, biological process: protein import into mitochondrial matrix; protein folding. Gene Ontology annotation, cellular component: PAM complex, Tim23 associated import motor. The record is from RefSeq and is a predicted model, not a curated record. Gene Ontology annotation, molecular function: protein-folding chaperone binding; adenyl-nucleotide exchange factor activity; protein homodimerization activity. NCBI's taxonomy places the organism in Eukaryota, Metazoa, Chordata, Lepidosauria, Squamata, Agamidae.